AUGUCUAGAAUAGCUCGUGGUAUUCGUUGCGCUAGAAAGCUUAGAACAAGGCAUAAGAAGCAGCUGUGGGCCGAUAAAGCUUACAAAAAGGUAGCUCUUGGUUCCAAGUGGAGACACGAUCCAUUCCAGGGAGCAUCUCACGCCAAAGGUAUUGUUGUUGAAAAACUCGGUAUUGGAGCAAAGCAGCCAAACUCAGCUACACGUAAAUGUGUAAGAGUCCAACUUAUUAAGUCAGGAAAGAAAAUUACCGCCUUCGUACCGAGAGAUGGUUCGCUAAACUUCAUCGACGAAAAUGAUGAAGUCCUCGUUUCCGGUUUCGGUCGUUCUGGACAUGCCGUAGGAGAUCUUCCAGGAGUACGUUUCAAGGUUGUCAAGGUUUCCGGUGUAUCUCUUUUGGCUCUUUUCAAGGGAAAAGUUGAAAAACCAAGAAAUUAA
Messenger RNA from Dermatophagoides pteronyssinus (European house dust mite), 435 nucleotides. RefSeq names its product 40S ribosomal protein S23-like. Lineage: Eukaryota; Metazoa; Arthropoda; Arachnida; Sarcoptiformes; Pyroglyphidae. The record is from RefSeq and is a predicted model, not a curated record.